Messenger RNA from Opisthocomus hoazin, 1350 nucleotides. The record is from RefSeq and is a predicted model, not a curated record. Lineage: Eukaryota; Metazoa; Chordata; Aves; Opisthocomiformes; Opisthocomidae.
AUGGGGCCCCGGGGCAAGGCCCCGCCCCGGGCGCCGAAGGGGCGUGGCCGCCGCAAGCAGGAGAAGCUGGAGGACAUGAAGAAGGAGAUGGACGUGCUGUACCUCGCCAUCGCCCUCAUUGCCGUCGUCGUGGUCACCGGUUGCUUCGGUUACUACCAGGAGUUCAAGAGCACCAACAUCAUCGCCAGCUUCAAGAACCUCGUCCCUCAGCAAGCCACGGUGAUCCCGGAAGGGGACAAGCUGCAGAUCAACGCCAACGAGCUGGUGGUGGGCGACCUGGUGGAGAUCAAAGGAGGCGACCGCGUCCCCGCCGACAUCCGCAUCAUCUCGGCUCAGGGUUGCAAGGUGGACAACUCGUCGUUGACCGGAGAGUCGGAGCCCCAGACGAGGUCACCUGAGUGCACCCAUGACUCGCCCUUGGAGACCCGCAACAUCGCCUUCUUCUCCACCAUGUGCUUAGAAGGGACGGCCAUGGGCUUGGUCAUCAACACGGGUGACCGGACCAUCAUCGGGCGCAUCGCCAGCUUGGCCUCCGGGGUGGAGAACGAGAAGACGCCCAUCGCCAUCGAGAUCGAGCAUUUUGUUGACAUCAUCGCCGGCCUCGCCAUCUUCUUCGGUGCCACCUUCUUCGUGGUGGCCAUGGUCAUCGGCUACCCCUUCCUCCGCGCCAUGGUCUUCUUCAUGGCCAUCGUUGUGGCCUACGUCCCCGAGGGGUUACUGGCCACGGUCACGGUUUGCCUCUCGCUGACGGCCAAGCGGCUGGCGAGGAAGAACUGCGUGGUGAAGAACCUGGAAGCGGUGGAGACGUUGGGGUCCACCUCGGUCAUCUGCUCCGACAAGACAGGGACCCUCACCCAGAACCGGAUGACGGUGGCGCACCUCUGGUUCGACAACCAGAUCCACACGGCCGACACCACCGAGGACCAAUCGGGUCAGAGCUUCGACCAAUCAUCGGAGACGUGGACCAUGCUGAGCCGCGUCGUCACCCUCUGCAACAGGGCCCAGUUCAAGCCGGGCCAAGACAACGUCCCUGUGGCCAAGCGUGAGGUCAUCGGCGACGCUUCGGAGACGGCGCUGCUGAAGUUCGCGGAGGUGACAGUGGGGUCGGUGGCGGAGGCGCGGGGACGGUUCCCCAAGGUGGCCGAGCUGCCCUUCAACUCCACCAACAAGUUCCAGCUCUCGGUCCACGAGGCGGGAGAACGGCAGCUCCUGGUACUGAAAGGUGCCCCCGAGCGGGUGCUGGAACGGUGCAGCACGGUGCUGCUGAAGGGACAGGAGCUGGCCCUGGACGCCCAAUGGCGGGAGGCCUUCGAGGGGGCCUACGCCGAGCUGGGGGGGCGUGGGGAGAGG